GAGAACACGAAACGUUUUUCUCUCUGUUAUGUUUGUUUCGAACUAUAAAUACAAUGAGUCUGAAUUGUUUUGGUGAUUUCUGGAGUUAAACUUAAAUAUUUCCGUAAAAACAAUGCCGGCUGUUUCUCUGAAAGGCGUAGACUAAACAUUAGUGGGUGUGCGAUAUAUGUAUUCGUUAUUAUCUACUAUCGCAGAUUAUAGUAGAAACUACCAUCUAGCUUAUCGUUAUCAUUGUGGACAUAGGCUGUUGAUAAUAUGUCGUAAAUUGUUCUUAGAUUAUUUAAUGCGCCAAUAUUGAAACAACACUACUUCGUUGGCUAAGAAAAUGUGUAAAUCAUCAGCAUUUAAGAUCAACAAAAUUAUACAGUGCCUGAAAAACAGUUGAGGAUUAAUAAACCCAUUCCAAAAUGGGAAAUAAAAAUAGUUGUUGCUCUUACUCUAGUCCACAGAGUAGUCAUAGAGAAAGAGUAUUCAUUCCUAUAGAAGAGACUUUACAUGAAGGUGAAAUUAGUACAAGCAAUUUACAGCAUAUCAGUGAACGAGAGACUGAUGAUGGAGAGCUUGACCCAUCCCAGGAUCCAAUGGCAAAGACCAUUUUCAUUGAGAGGUCUAAAACAGCCAUUGAGAAUGGCAUGAUCAGAAGAAAAAGUCAGAAUCAAAUCGCCGAUUUACGCCCCCUGAAGAAAAGUAGUUCGUGUUCAACGAUAUAUUUGGACGAUAGUACAGUAUCCCAACCGAACCUGAAGAAUACUGUGAAAUGUGUGGCUUUGGCGAUCUACUAUCACAUAAAAAAUAGGGAUUCUCAAAGAGAAAUCGACAUUUUUGACGAAAAGUUGCAUCCCUUAACAAGAGAUGGUGUUAGUGAUGAUUAUGAUAAGUAUAAUCCCGAACACAAACAGAUUUAUAAGUUUGUGAGAACUUUAUUUAAUGCUGCUCAGUUGACUGCUGAAUGUGCCAUUAUUACUUUAGUGUAUCUAGAAAGACUGUUAACUUAUGCUGAAUUAGAUAUUCAACCUUCAAAUUGGAAACGAAUAGUUUUAGGUGCAAUCUUAUUAGCUUCCAAAGUUUGGGACGACCAAGCCGUUUGGAAUGUGGACUACUGCCAAAUACUGAAGGACAUAACAGUAGAAGACAUGAACGAACUAGAAAGGCAGUUUCUCGAAUUGCUUCAAUUUAAUAUUAACGUACCCUCAAGUGUCUAUGCCAAAUAUUACUUCGAUCUUCGAACUUUAGCGGAGGCGAACGAUCUGACGUUCCCCAGUGAACCGUUGAGCAUAGAAAGAGCUCAGAAACUGGAAGCAAUGUCCAGAGUAAUGGCGGACAAAUACACCCAAGAAGCUAUCAAGAACGGCUUGAAGAAAUGGUCCAGUUUGGAUAAUUUGACGAACGGUACGGCAGCGAGAAGGUCCAUCGCCAUUUUGUCGUGAUUGGUGUUAUUUUCCUUUUUAUAAUUCUUAAGAAGCAUUCGAAGCAUUCUCACUGUAACACAAUUGUAAACAAUUCACGGAAAAACAAAUAUGCUUUUUAAAAAAGCGGUAAUAAACCACAACUACUUGGUUGUAAUUUUUUAGUAUAUACAUGCAUGGUAUGUAAAAAUGUAGUAAAAAAAAAGUAUUGAGCUAAUAGUACCUAAUGGUAUGUACUCACAAUUUUCUCCUUUAAGAACUACCUCUAUUCAAUACAAAUUUUACACCUCGUUUUAAAGUUGCUCUGGAUCCAUCUUUAUCCAGUCUUAAAGGUGUCUCUGAUAUAGUUAUUUUAUUUUGCCUUUCCCUUUUUAUCAUCACUUAAAAAUUACCUGGUGGUAUUUUUGUAACGAUUUUCUUAUUUGAUACUAAUUCAGUACCUAGAGGUCGAAAACCACAGUUUAUUUCUUCCAUAUUAGCUCUAUCUGGCAUUCUUAGGUAAUUCCAGUCUUUUUGAUAUUGCAAACCAUCAUGGUAUAUGUAGGUACUGUCCUUUAACUUUCCAUUUCUAUAAAACUCCUUCUACACGUUGACCAUUAGGGUAUAUAAGAGUGCUAUUGCCACGAAAUUGUCUAUCCUUAAAAAUUCCUUUGUAUAUGACCCCAUGAAGGGAGUAAUAGGUUCCUAUUCCGGAAAAAUUUAUUUGGUUAUGGGCCAAUUAUUCGAACGCUAAUCAAAGCUUGAUUGUAAUCAAAUAUUUAAUUAAAAUCAAAUACGUCACAUUUUGGAUUUAUGUUGACUCAUUUAUUUUAUUCAAUUUAAUUAUUUUGCGUUAUAAUUUAAAAUAAACCAUAAUUAAAUUCUUUCUGAUGUUAAUUUUAUGUUUUUAUUUACAAAUCUAUAAUAAUAAUAAGCAAUUUUUAAUAAUUUUGACAGCUGCUGUGACGUAUUUGUUUGUAAUUAAAUAUUUGAUUACAAUUAAGUUGCUUGGGAGCUUUACUCGUAUCUUGUGGAAGUUAUUGUAAGGAUAACAGUCAUAUGCAUCAAUUUUUGUGUCACAUUGCAAAAUAGUAAACGGAUAUUUUAUUUUUUUCUUUAUCGAUAACCAAGAAAUAGUGUGGAAAUAAGUGUAUUCAAUGAAAUGUCUCAGUGCCACAGUAGAAGUUACAAAACCAGCACGCCACGUUAUACAAGAUAUGAUUGGAGAGAAGUGAGUUAUAUUUCUUCUGGACCAAUUCACCAUAAAUUGACUAUAGACUUAGAGAAAGAACUUCCACAGGAUACGAGUAAAGCUCCCAAGUAUCUCGUUACAUUUGACGUAUCCGGUACAGAUCAUCUAGUAGAGAAACUGUUGGAAGAAUACAUAACUGACAGCUCCUACAUAGGUACUCAUAACCAAAUAAAUUUUUCUGGAAUAGGAACCUAUUACUACCCUCAUGGGGUCAUAUACAAAGGAACUUUUACGGAUGGACAAUUUCAUAGGAAUGGCACUCUUGCUGAACAACGACUGUUCUUUGGUUUCCGGUUUGUACUAAUGCACACAGGUUUCAUCAACGGUGAUAAAUCGGCGAAAAAAAUCCUUCGGAUCGCGCCGUAUCAUUGCCAAACGCGUCUCCGAAGUGGUCACAUGUUUUUACAUUUGAUCGAUUGUCAGCAAAUGCGGCACCCAUCGCGCGGAUAGCUUUUUCAUGUUCAGAUGAUGGUGAAUGAUGUUUAUUACCUCGCGGAGCUUAAUUUGACGAUCUGUCAUAAUCAUGUCAUGGACUUUGUUGCUCAUUUCCAGCGUAGUGACUUCAUUUGGCCUCCCGGGACGCUGAUCAUCAAAAUACUCGUACGAUCACAAAGAAAUUCAGCUUUCCAAAAUUUUACUGUUGCUAACGAAGGUGCAACCUCCCCAUAAACUUUGUCCAGGUCGGCUUUGAUUUGCACAUUCGUUUUACUCUUUUUGUGGAGGAACUUAAUCACCGAAGAAUACUCGACUUUUUCCAUUUCUCCGAAAACACAAAAUUUGCUUGCAUUUGACGGCUGUAAAAAUCAAACUAAUUGUUUUUAAAACUUAUAAUUUUGACAGACGUCAUGUCAUGAAUGCCAAAUGUCAAUACCGAAACCAAUUCGGUAUAAAGUAGCGCCAUCUAUCAAAGGCUAGUUUAAUAUCAAUCUAUCAUCUUAUGUAUGAAUACAUAAGCAUACUUCGAACACAUCUACCAUGAGCAUACUUCAUGUAAUUAUAUGCAUAAAUUAAAACGUUACAAACCAAGUAUAUUUUUAUAGUUGUAAAAUAUCACUAGAAACAUAGUUUCAAACCCGAUAAGAUCACUAUACCAAAUUCUGUAGUUGUAAUUUCUACAGUUUUAUUAUAUUUAUUUAUGUAUACAAUUGUAAUUUACAAUAUACACGAGUAUUUUUUUAAAUUUUAUUUGCUUCUCAUGCUUCC
Messenger RNA from Diabrotica balteata, 3840 nucleotides. Lineage: Eukaryota; Metazoa; Arthropoda; Insecta; Coleoptera; Chrysomelidae. The record is from the annotation of a GenBank genome assembly.